Microtus oregoni (creeping vole) is the source of this 453-nucleotide messenger RNA. It is a transcript of the gene Prr29, whose product is annotated as proline rich 29. The transcript is spliced from 4 exons. NCBI's taxonomy places the organism in Eukaryota, Metazoa, Chordata, Mammalia, Rodentia, Cricetidae. The coding region runs from base 1 to 453 and encodes 150 amino acids. The record is from RefSeq and is a predicted model, not a curated record.
AUGUCCUCCCCCAGGAGCGGGAGCUGGAGUGGCGCCCUAUCACAGAGUGCAGCCCCUACGCCCUGGGUGACCAUCUUGCCGCCGUUUCUUUGGACUGUCCCAUCUCCUCUGCCUCAACCCAGCCGUGUCAAGGAAGACCUGCUGGAGCUCAUGAUGCUGCAGAAUGCCCAGCUGCACCAGCUGCUGUUGAGUCAAAUGGUGGCAGGAGCCCUGAACCCGGGGCCAGAGGGACCCAGCCCACAGGUCUAUACAGACAGCCAACAAGAACAGGUGGAGGAAGAGAUGGAGGCGCAGGAGCAAGAAGAGCCUGUGGUGGUCCACCACCACUAUUUGCCGGGCCCCAUGACACUCUGGCCAGUCUCUUUCCUCCCUGUUCCCCCACAUCAGCCUCCCUGGCAGGGUGCACCCAGGAUUCAGCACCAGCCGCCUGCCUCCAGGCAAGGGGAGGUGUAA